UUAACUUAAUUUUAUAGAGCCAUGCCAAAGCCAUUUCACCUGAUGGGUUCUGAAUCGCCCCGGUCUGUAGAUGAAAUUAUGGCUAAAAAUGGCAUAAAGUCUACAUGUCGCUGCGAUAAGUGUAAUGCCAUGGUUAAACUUUUAGACAAGGAAAUCCAACGUUAUUGGGAAAAAUCUAUAGCCUUCUGGCUCCACCACCAUAACUUUAAUUAUAUCGACAAAUGUAAAUUGAUGGAACUAAUGAAAAAUGAUUUGGGAAAAUUUGAUAAUAAAGUCACUGAGUCAGGAGAUGAUUUUUGUUCAAAUUCUCCUCAUAUUUAUGAAAGGAUUAUCGAUUAUCAGAGUUUGAACAGUUACCUCGAUUAUUUGGACAAAAACACUAAUGAACUUGAACUAAUUAAUCCAUUUUCAAUGUAAUUAUAAUUUAUAUGC
This is a messenger RNA of Cotesia glomerata, 432 nucleotides long. RefSeq lists its product as uncharacterized. The transcript has 2 exons. The record is from RefSeq and is a predicted model, not a curated record. The coding region runs from base 22 to 417 and encodes 131 amino acids. NCBI's taxonomy places the organism in Eukaryota, Metazoa, Arthropoda, Insecta, Hymenoptera, Braconidae.